GUUCGUCUCCGGUCCGUUUGCGAGAUCUGUCCCCCUGUUACAAUUCUCUGCUAUCGAUACAGGAUCUUUUGUGGCAGCUCAAAGUUAAUUUUUUUGUUUAAAAAUGCCUUGCGGCAAAAGUUUCAGAAGAAGACAGGAAUCAUCAGACUCGGAGGAGGAUGAGACGACCAAGGAAGUCAGGUACGGACUUAUUUUUAUUAACGACAACAACAAAACACUGUUUGGCACGCUGUCAGCUGAUAAAUCCUUUUAUUCUGUUCGCAAAUCAAAAGUCAGCCACAUUUCUGUAAUCUAAACCUCUUCUCUGAUUUGAGAAGUGUAUUUUUAUAUUUUUACAUAAUAUAUUGUGUGUGCUUAAUUCAGAUCAAAAGUGGAAGAGGCCAAAGAGCUUCAGAGUUUGCGGAAACGACAGACUGGAGUCAGGUAUUGUAAAUCUAAAAACUACUGUUUCUCAAAUAUUUAUCAUCCAUGUUACACUGAAAAGAACUAUAAAAGAUAUCUUUGUGUAUUUCACCUUUUUGUCCAGUGUGACCGCCCUGUUGGUGGGAGAGAAGUUGCCACCAGAGGCUGAAAUUGAUGUAAGGACACAUUUGAGAAGUGAUAUAUUUGGAUUUAUUUACAGUACAUUUGUUUGAAUAUCUACUGAUACACCAUCUUAUAAUAACACCUUGACAAUUGCUAUUGCAACUGGAUACAACAGUUGUACCCCUGUUAUGUUUUAUAAUACUUUGAAGAAGCCUAUACCUCCUCAGUUUAGGUUAAUCACACAGGUGAUUAUUGUUAGCUUUAAAGGUAUUUUCAUAUAUUUUGUCUACUUCACUGACAAACUAGAGGAGAGUAUAACAUUAGACACACCUUCCAUCAGUAUUUACUGUAGUACACCACCAACACCCACCACAAACUUUCAGUACAAAUGGAAAAGGAGGCUUGGUGUAAGUAGAGUUUGCUGUAAAGUGGUUGUAAUAGGUUGCAUUAGAUUUCUCAGGUGUUUUUAUCAUGUUGGGUUAAGUCAGUGUAUCUUGUCGUUAAUUGAAACAUUUCCCACAGAAUGACCCUUUUAAACUGAAGACUGGAGGUGUGGUGGACAUGAAGAAAGUCAAAGACAGGAACAGGGACAUGUAAGUUAAUCUGCCCGGCACACAUUAUUUGACUGUUUUAUAAUGUAAAAUAUUAAUAUUGCAUGUGCUAGUAUUUUAAAAUAAAAUUUUAUCAAAUAUGAUCUUUGUUUGACCUGAAAUGGCUUCUUUUUCACAUGCAGGACAGAAGAGGAGACAGACCUCAACCUGGGCACAUCCUUCUCUGCAGAAACAAACAGAAGAGAUGAAGAUGCAGACAUGUACACAUUCCCACUGUUUUCAUACAACUCCAAUUAAUGAAUGCAUAUUUAUAUAAGUUUUGAGAUAGAAGGUUCUCUGAAUUGUAGUUAAAGGUAUUAUAAUGCUGCCCCUAAUUAUGUUUUUCUGUACACUGUUAUUUACAAAAGGCCUUAUGAAAGUAUUCACACCCUUUUUUCCUGUAUUCAUUCUUAAAGGAUGAAAUAUAUUGAGACUGAGCUGAAAAAGAAGAAGGGGUUGGUGGAAACUGAGGAGCAGAGAGUUAAGGUGAAAAAUGCAGAGGAUCAUCUGUAUGAGCUGCCCGAGAACAUCCGCGUCAAUUCCGCCAAGAAAACAGAGGAGAUGUUGUCCAAUCAGAUGCUGAGUGGAAUCCCUGAAGUCGAUCUUGGCAUUGAGUAUGCAUUAAACAACUCAUUAAUUUUGUUUAAGAACUUUCAGCUGUUUAACAAAAAGGGUUUUUGCAUUGAGGUCAAGCAGUGACUACCUGGAGGAGGAGGAGAUGCAGCACUGAAACUGACACUGUGCUAUUUCUUUCCCAGUGCAAAGAUAAAAAACAUCAUCUCCACAGAGGAAGCAAAGGCUAAGCUUCUGGCAGAACAGAGGAACAAGAAAAAAGACCACGGGACAUCUUUUGUACCCACUAACAUCGCUGUCAACUACGUCCAGCAUAACCGCUGUGAGUUCUCUCAGUCCAAAUGUAACUGACUAGAAGUGAUUGAGUAUUGAAACAUUGGUUAAAUCUGUAAUUCUGUUUUUUCAGUUUAUCACGAGGAUGUGAAUGCACCACAGAGGCACCAUAGACACAGAGAGGAGCCAAAAGCAAGACCGCUGCGUGUUGGAGACACUGAGAAACCAGGACCAGAGAGUAAGACACGUUAUGCAUAUGAUAGCUGCACAACACAGUUAGAUUUUUACUUCUGAUAUACACAUGUACAGAAGUUCUCCUUUGGUAUUAUCUAACAAAUAUCUUCUGUUAAACCACAGCAACAUCACCACCCAACUACCGCAAACGUCCCAACAACGAGAAGGCCACAGAUGACUAUCACUAUGAGAAGUUCAAGAAAAUGAAUCGUCGGUAUUGAGGGGAUGGAUGGCAGGAACAACUGAACUGUAUGUCCUCUUUUACAAACGUUAAUGGAGCCAUGGAGAUCAUGAAUUUUUUUGGACUCCAAGCUAGGACAGUGUUGAACUUUGUAAAUAUUGUGACUCAUUCCCUUUGAUCACAGUACAUUGACUUUUUCAUGAUUAUGCGAAACAAUAUUGUGGCUCAGCUUGUCUGACGACGGUCAGUCGAAUGAAAGCUGAUUCUGCUCUGGGUUGUGAGAGCUUUUCUUUUUUUUAAUUUGGCUGUUGUAAUCUUUUAGUUGAAUAAUUGUGUUUUAAAGCUUUCAGUGACAGAUUUAAGAUUAAAAACAUAAAACCACAUGCUUUAAGUCAUCCUUUAAUCUGAAUUGUGCUUGGAGGAGUACAAAAAAGGGAAAACACAAUGUCCAAAACAACCUUACAAACAUGCAAUUGUUGUCAAUACUCAGAGAUUAUAAAAAUAUACAAACUAUUAAAAAGCUGCAAAUGUACAAAAAAAAAAACAUUUUUUCUAAAUUUUUCUCACCCCUUCUUUAUUGCAUGUAUGACAUAAAUCAGAGCACAUGCACUUAUGUAGUUGAAACAGAUCUAUGUUUGGGCUUUCCUUCUAAAUUCACAGAGUUUAACCUUCAGCCCACACAUGACCUGACAGCUGCAGGUCAAAACAAUAAACAAAAAAUCUAAAUACAAACAGAAAA
Messenger RNA from Xyrichtys novacula (pearly razorfish), 3115 nucleotides. The record is from the annotation of a GenBank genome assembly. NCBI's taxonomy places the organism in Eukaryota, Metazoa, Chordata, Actinopteri, Labriformes, Labridae.